GAAGGAAGCCCAGCCUGAAAAGACCGCCUCGAUUAAAAGUGGAGACGUUACCUGAAGUGUCCACCUCCAUCACUGUGAUCAUGAGUUUCUCCCCCUGUCCACCCGGUCCCUUCGGAUGCACCAGUAUUCAGGAGCAGAGGGAACGCUGGGAGAGAAAACGCAGCCGGACAGCUAGAGAGCUGGUGCAGACAGAACAACGCUACUGCCAACAGCUGGAGCUGGUCACCACUUACUUUGUGGAGAUCUUGAAGGCCAAAGGAACCCUGAGGCAGGACAUUAGAGAAAGCAUCUUCAGUUCAAUUAAAGCCAUUCAUUCAGCAAACCAAUCUCUGCUGGUCCACUUGGAGAAUGACUACUUUGGCCGAGGCUUCGACCAGUUCUGUCCACAUCUCCACCACUACAACAUGUAUGUGGACAACAUCUAUAAUGCCAGCAAAGUGCUUGGGAUCCAGCUGAAGAAAAACAAGGCCUUCAGACGUUUUAAGACGCUACAGGAAGCCCGACCGGAGUUCAACAACCAUAAGCUUGAAGAUUUGCUUCAACUUCCCAUUCAGCGAAUUGAUCAGUAUAAACAUUUCCUACAGGAUCUGGCUGCAAACACAAGUCCAGACAACCUGGAGUUUCAGCAGAUUUCAAGGGCUGUGACUGCAAUAUGCGGGCUGUCUGAGCGAAUCCAGGACAAUAUCCGGUGCCAUGAGAACCACCUGCAGCUUUGCAGAGUGCAGAGACUGCUGAAAGGGCGAAAGACGAAGGUGUUGGCUGCAGGGAGGUGGUACAUCCGUGAGGGCUGGCUGAAGAUGGUUCCUCCUAAAGGUGCAGACGCUAAGCCCAAGAUGUUCUUCCUGUUCUCUGACAUGCUGUUGCAGGCCAAGCGCUGCAGCCCACUGCAUCCCACCAACGGAGACAAAUUUGCCGGCCAGCACGCCUACCCCCUGAAGGACUGUACCGUGGAGAAGGUGUUUGGCCACACCAGGAGCCAGGGAGGCCUGCUCAGCGCCUGUCUGUCUCUCAGACAGCCUCUCAGCAUUGAUCAGCCAGGCCUCAGUAACUCCACUCUCAGCUCGCCUGGCCCCGGCUCCCUGGAGGAGGGUCCGGGUCAGCCCUGCUAUGCGGAGGGGCCAGCUAUGCUGAGGGCCCCCAACCCCAGUCUCAGGAAGCUGCAGUCUAAGACUGUAGUCCAUCAAAGAGACGAGUUGUGCCGGAGACCUCUCCGCUCAGCCUCCGACAACCACAACACACCCAGCAGCAGCAGCAGCGACCCUAGCAGGAAGAGGAACAUGGUGAGCACUGAGACCGGUGAGCAUGCUCAGAAGCUGCCAGCCGAGUGGGGGGGCAGCACCCCCAAAAAGAUGAAGCAUUCGGACACUCCAGAGCAGAGUGUGGAGGAAUCCACUUCCAGUUGUGUGAUCCUCUGAAGGAUUUGAUGGUGGAUCCUGCAUGGCCUGUCUGAGAGUUUAACUUCAGACAGACUGUGGUGUUCCAGUUUUGCCAAAUCUGUCAACUGAUCUGUGCAACUUCUUUAUUCCCGUGCCUUGCAACACAAAGUCAAGAGAGGUUUGCAUUCUUACUAACAGCAGCUUCAGCUUCUGCUCAUCCUGUGCAAUAUAAACUGUUUAUCUGCUGCUUUAAAGACCAAAGAUGAGAUGAAUGUGUAACUUUGAGCAGUAUGUGGUUUUUGCUGCUGGUCUCCAGCAAAGAUUGAUCUACUUACACUGUUUACACCAACACUGUAUUCGUCAGCUCACUUCCACCAGUCAGCAUUUUCCACUGUGUUUACAUGCAGACUUCAGAGAGGAGGAACAGAGAGGAGGCAAUAAGAUCUACUUGGAUAGGCACUAACAUAAAUUGUACAGCGGGGGACGUGAACCUGUAGUAUCCACUUACAGAACAGGAGCAUUCACACCUCUUAUUCUGUCCAAUCAGCUAUUUAAAAAAGGAGUGAUCACUUUCACUUCUUAACAAGCAAUCAUAUUACAUCAACACUGCAGUAGGUAACUUUUAUAAAAAUA
Messenger RNA from Morone saxatilis (striped sea-bass), 2009 nucleotides. It is a transcript of the gene arhgef39, whose product is annotated as Rho guanine nucleotide exchange factor (GEF) 39. The coding region runs from base 81 to 1415 and encodes 444 amino acids. The record is from RefSeq and is a predicted model, not a curated record. The transcript is spliced from 13 exons. Gene Ontology annotation, molecular function: guanyl-nucleotide exchange factor activity. Gene Ontology annotation, cellular component: plasma membrane. NCBI's taxonomy places the organism in Eukaryota, Metazoa, Chordata, Actinopteri, Moronidae. Gene Ontology annotation, biological process: positive regulation of cell migration.